AUGUAUAAUUCAUAUAGUCAAUAUGGACUAAAUGCACCUCUCCCGAAAUAUAGUGAAGUUGGACCGGAUGGUUCUAUUCUUUACCAAUCGGACCAAGUUCCUACCUACGCGAGUACUACAUAUUUACAACCACAUGGCGCAGUUCAUCGCAGUCAAUUGGACAUGACCGAUGUAAGAACUAGUGAUUAUUAUAGAACCUUUGAUAUUCCUGAACGAUUCGAUCGACCUAGCUGGUGGCAAGGCUACACAAAAGUAGAGUCACAUCCAUUUUAUCGUACAACAAAUCAAGAAUAUGGUGCUUACAAACCUGAAGUUCAUACAAUGCCUAGUGUAUAUCGUUUUCAGCCACAUAGCUUCACCAGCAUAAGGUCCAUUGGUGGCAACUUUCGUCGUAAUGGUUUUAAUACAAGUACAAUUAGUUUGGUUCCAAAAGAAGUACCCAGAGGCACACUUCCGAUUUCGCUUGGAUCACCGAGACAAGCAAAUCCAUUUAUCGAUGCUGCAUUAGUGUUCUACACUGAAUAUUCUAUUGAUUUUAUAUCGAUUCUUAAAAUUCAUUUUGAUCUUGUAUGCCAUCGUAUUCGACCAGACCAAGUUGUUUUUCUUAAACUUCAAGAUGAUCAUAAUGCACCGUGUCAAAUUCAACUUUUUCUUUCUUAUUUUCGGGUUGAACAGUUUACUCGUCUGCGUUCAUUAACAUUAACUCUUGAUGUAAGUGAUUCUGGAACGCAAAUAUUUUUAAAUCUCGAUAAAUUGAGUUCUCUUGAGUCAUUGUCAUUAAUGUCAUACGAGACUAAUGGAUUUUACUUUGCACGACGUUAUGAUAAUGACAUAGAUGUCACUCAACAAGAUAAUACCAUCCUAGUGAAAAUACUCAUCAAGCGAGUACGACCUGCCAGCAUGAGUACACAAAAGACUCAUUGGAGUACUCGUGAAGUUAUCUGCUUAUCUUUAAUGUUCGUGUACUCAAGGGAGUACUCGCAUAAGUUAGCUUUCUGA
Rotaria socialis is the source of this 999-nucleotide messenger RNA. Lineage: Eukaryota; Metazoa; Rotifera; Eurotatoria; Philodinida; Philodinidae. The record is from the annotation of a GenBank genome assembly.